Oncorhynchus tshawytscha (Chinook salmon) is the source of this 2248-nucleotide messenger RNA. Its product is annotated as carcinoembryonic antigen-related cell adhesion molecule 20. Lineage: Eukaryota; Metazoa; Chordata; Actinopteri; Salmoniformes; Salmonidae. The record is from RefSeq and is a predicted model, not a curated record. The transcript has 5 exons. Bases 957 to 1847 code for a protein of 296 amino acids.
UCCACUAAGCUGGCAGGCUGGCUAACAGCCUGCUCUGCACCCUAUCUCAUUGUGGAGCUAGGGGAGUUAGAGCCCUGUCUAAAGAAUCAAGAAUGUAUGAAUAAAUAUAACUUUGUGAGUCAGAUGUUGAAACCCAGGACGUUACAGUAUGUCAAUAUAACACCCCCUGUACUAAUGAAGCUAUAAAGGUGUCCACAUAUUUUAGGUGGCCACAGAAAGAGACGUACAAUGCCGAAUAGAAGUUUUUUAAUGGUUAAGUUGUUAAGACUGCACUGAUAAAAGUGCACACAUGGCAUUUUGGCAAUUAAAUAAUGCACACAGCAGGGGAACUAGAUUACAGUGACAGUAACCUCGUCCCCAUGCUACUGAAAACACAGCAGGGGAACUAGAUUACAGUGACGGUAACCUCGUCCCCAUGCUACUGCACACAGCAGGGGAACUAGAUUACAGUGACGGUAACCUCGUCCCCAUGCUACUGCACACAGCAGGGGAACUAGAUUACAGUGACGGUAACGUCCAGUCAGUUUUGUCACUGACUACCACAGUAUUGCCAAGAGGUCAGGGAACUUGAUUAGUAAAGAACUCCAGUGACCCAGUUAACCAGGGGGAUAUCAUACACAAACCACAGGGGUUGACUACAGGGUAGUGUGUAGGCUUUUGUUCCAGCCCAACUCUAACACACAUGAUUCAAUUGAAUCAACUAAUGAUGGUUGUCAACUGAAACAUUCUGCUUUGGGGCAACAGACAUUUUGGAAUCAGCAGCAGUCAUGAAGGACAAAGGAAGGCAUUUUACACAAGUCUGAACUCUGCCAAUACUUACUACUGUACACACUAUCAUUUAAACCAGCCUACUCUUUGAGUAAGGUAAGGAAAUAAAAACAAAAAUGUUUUAGCAACCUGGAAUAUCUACUCAAGGUUUCUUAGCACAAGAUGGCUGAGACGUGACUAAAGAAUGUAUGAAUAAAUCCCAAUUUUGUGACUCAAAUGUUGAAAUCCAAGACAUUACAGUAUGUCAACACAAUACUUCCUGUACUAAUGAAGGUAUAAAGGUGUCCACAUAUUUUGGGUGGCCACAGAGAGUGGUAGAAGACUCGGGGGGUAAUACUAUGGCAUUCUAUUUGAAGACUUUCUACACUGUGUUGGUACUGACACUGACAGGAGGCCUUGAUCCUACCAGUGUCUCAGCAGCAUCUCCUAAUCCUAGCUCAGUGUCCGUGAGGCCCAGCCCACAGCUCUCUCUCCCCAUUCUCAGCCAGUCCUUCAGCCUGGACUGUAACGGCUCCUUCCCAGGCCUGCCAGUGCUUUGGUACAAAGACGGCCAGGUUGUAGCUCCAGACGCCAGGAUAAACCUGUUGGAACACAACACCUCCCUCCACUUCAACUCCCUGCUGCCCUCUGAUGGUGGCUUCUAUCAGUGCGAGGUGACCAUGGCAAACAUGGCUGAAAGCAAGGUCAUAAGCUUGGGCUACCUGCUAAACUUUGAUCAUUGGAGUGUUAGUAUCAGUGGCCCUGACACAGUGUUGCCUGGAAGGGAAUACACCUUUACCUGCCAGGUGAACUGCACUGUCGACCUGGACUGCUCCAUCCGCUGGCCAUUGAGGGGGGGUAUCCUUACUAGCGCCUACUUCUCCGUGAGGAAGAAUAUCCUGAAAUGGAUCCCGUCGGUACCUGGUACGGUCCAGAACUUCACCUGUGUGGUGGAGAACACAGCAGCUGGACGCUCUGCAGAGGCCUCCAAGACAGUGAAGGUCACAGGACCCACAGUAUCAGGAUCUGAAACAGUGAGGCUGAGUGGAGUUUUAGGACUGGUCCUCUGUAUGGGACUGCUGUUCCUCCUGGAUCCCUAGGAGGGGCGCUAUAAGACUACAGACGAUGGGAAGGACAGAGGAGAACAUUGAAUGAGUUCAGGUUCACCUUCAGAACGAAUAAUAAAACAGGAACCAACGUUUUGAAACUCUUAAUCCUGUCCAAUAAGAAUGCUCAUUUCUCAGAGUAAGAAUAUAAGGAUAUAAGAAUGUUUCCUCUGUUGUGGGAUAAUGAUAGUUGAGUGAUUGGAAGUUUCCAGUGAAUUAUGUUGAUCAUCCACAUGCAGUGGGUAACGAUGAGAAAAUAAUAACAAAACGUACAUAUUGAUGUUAUCUAUGUAAUAUUUUCUUAUUUGCAAUACGUACUGUAUUAUUAUUAUCUUUGUUGUUGUUGAGAUGACCUUGUAAAAUAAACUCCCAAAUGAGUGUGGUAAUAGAUAGCU